CCCUUUUAGAGCGCCGUAGGGCUCCUCCGGGCAGUUGGGAGCGGCUAGUUGUCGUUGGCGGAAGCGGCGCUGCAAGAUGGCGCUGGCUGAAGCGAGUUCUCGGUUCCCCGAGGGGACGCCUCCCGCCGAGCGGCUGAACCCGCUUUCCCGCUUCACGUGCCCGGUCUGCUUGGAGGUGUUCGAGAACCCCGUGCGGGCGCCUUGCGGCCACGUCUUUUGUAUGCCGUGCAUUCAGGAAUGUCUUAAGCCGAAAAAGCCACUUUGUGGAGUGUGCCGCAGCACCCUGUCUCAUGGUAGCAGAGCUUUGGACGUGGAAAAGCAAAUUGAAAUGACAGAGACCACUUGCAAUGGCUGCAGUAAAAAAAUGUACCUCUCGAAGCUGCGCAGUCAUGUGGCUUCUUGCUUGAAAUACCAGAAUUACAUAAUGGAAGGUGUUAGAGCUGUGACUAAAGAUCCACCCCAGGACACAAGGAGUGUUCCGAAUAGGUUUACAUUUCCAUGCCCUUACUGCAAUGAGAGAAACUUGGACCAGGAAGGGCUGGUAGAACACUGCCAAAAGUAUCACAGCAUGGAUACAAAGCGCGUGGUUUGUCCAAUUUGUGCAUCAAUGCCAUGGGGUGACCCAAGCUAUAGAAGUGCCAACUUCAUGGAGCAUCUUCAACGACGGCAUCGCUUUUCUUAUGAUACUUUUGUGGAUUAUGAUGCUGAUGAAGAUGACAUGAUUGCCCAAGUUAUGAUGCGCUCCUUGAGAGAUCAAUGAAAAAUGUAGGAAAUAAACUGUCAAUAUAGGGCUUCCAUUAGGGGAAAAUAAUAUCUUGGACACUUCAUACCCCAACACUCUCUGGCAUCCAUCAAGUGAAGAGUCCAACUUCAUUGCGUUGCUUCUCUGCUUGUUUCCUUUCUAAUGACCUUGCUCACACCUCAGCGAAUAUUUUGUUCAUUCUUUCUUAUUUGAGGAUACUUUCAGUUUGUGUCGCUUUUCUCUUGUUUGUGCUUUUAAAGUUCCCCAGAUUAAACUUUUUGAAGCACUGUCAUUAUUUUAGUGUGCGAGCAGCCUUUUGAAAAAGCUGUAUAACUCUCUUUUUAAUACAGAACAAGAAUUAGAAGCUAGGCAUUUUGUUGGGUAUUUGACAGGUGUCAAACAGGUGUGCGUACUCUUUAUCUGAUGAGCUUGACUUCAUAUUGAGAUGUACAAACACUGUAGCAGGCCCUUAAGUAUCAGUUGUAAGCACAGUAUUGAAUUUCCAUUAUUGGGCUCGCAUUUUGUUUUGACAACUUGAUCAUGCCUUCCACGAGCUUGGGAGGAAUCUGUUAGGGCAGUCCUGUUUGUCACCAUUUGUUUUUCACCACUAACAUCUACUUAAAGUUCAAAUGCUACAUGUAAUUUGGGUUUUCUUUCUUUUUGGAAGGUAGAAGGAUUCAAACAUGUCAGUUCUGGUUUCCUAAGAUCAAAAAUGCCCUUGUAUAUUUCUACCUCUAUACUUAGAAUUGAAAACAAUUUGACAGUAGCAAAUAAAGCUAACUUCUCAUUCCUUAGACAUAGCAAAUACUGGGCAUCUGAGCUCCAGCUCAAGCUUCAUUGACUUUAUGCUUCUGUAUGUAAUAGAAAGAUGUCUUGUGUAAAAGUUCCACACAGAAUUCAGUAUAAUACAUUGAAGUUGGGUGUUUCUGCCUGCACCUCGAUUUCUUCUGCUGUGGUUCCAAAGCCUAGCAUUCCAGUCAGUCAGAGACCUGAGUAUCGGUCAGUUCUUGAUCCCUAAAGACUGUUAUGGCUUAACUACUUUUUGGAAAUUGUGACCAUGUCUGAAUGUACCACCAUGUAAUAGUAAUGAACUUUUGCAUGUCCCGAAUUACCUAAUGGAUGUGUAAAUCUUGUCUUGUGGUGGUACAUUCAGAAGCCAUGUUGACUGGGAAAAUGCAUAUGUCCCGGUAUCACACAGUAGGUAUGAGAAUGGACGAAAGAUUGCUGGGCCAGUUGUAUCGGAGGCAUCUGAAAUGGUUCAUUCUCUGUUAACUGCCUUCUGAUCAUUUCUGUGGCAACUGAAACUGCCCCUGGAGAGUGUGCUGGCAGAGCUUGCACAAGUUGGGACACACAAUUCAGCCUGACAGUCAUGUUUUGAAAUUGACACUGAAGAUGGUGCAAGCUGAUGGACGAUGACAAUUCUGCCUUUGGUGGUCUUUAAGCUGUCUCGUUAUUGGUUCAUACAGAUCAGUAUCUCGACACUGGAUUGACCUGUAUUAAUAAUUGAUACUUUUUUUGUAUUAAUAAUUGAUACUUUUUUUUCUAAAAGUGUUCCGGUUUUAAAACUGUAUCCAAAACCCUGUUGGAAUUUUGACCCUAUUUUCUUGCUCUGAAUCAUUCCUGUAGUGAUAAUCGUUGAGACUGGUUAACAUUCAAAGUAUGCCUGUAGUGUUGUGGGGCAUUUCAGAUCCCUCCACCCCUUCCUACCACAGUCUUCUAGUGCCCCACCAAAAGUGUCUAGUGGGUGUCAGGUAAAACAUCCAAAUGUCAUUCAGUAUGAUUUGGAGGUAGAAACAGCAGCUGGAUGAAAAUCAGCCUGUACAUAUGCAGAAGAAUUUCCGCAUGUACGUUCUGUGGAUCCUGGCAACUCCUCCCACUAUCUCAGCAAAUGAUAGUGUUCUACAUAAUUUAUAGAAACUGGGUAUCCUAAUACAAAACGUAUCUGAUUACUUUGUUCUCAUAUUCUAAAGUGCACUUCUAGUAAUUUUAAUAAUUUUAGAACUUCAAAAACUCUCUUGUUCUGACUUUGAAA
This is a messenger RNA of Sphaerodactylus townsendi, 2774 nucleotides long. RefSeq names its product ring finger protein 114 (gene RNF114). Gene Ontology annotation, molecular function: ubiquitin protein ligase activity. The coding region runs from base 77 to 760 and encodes 227 amino acids. The transcript is spliced from 6 exons. Gene Ontology annotation, biological process: ubiquitin-dependent protein catabolic process; protein polyubiquitination. Lineage: Eukaryota; Metazoa; Chordata; Lepidosauria; Squamata; Sphaerodactylidae. The record is from RefSeq and is a predicted model, not a curated record.